UUCUGAUUCCUUAGCAUAUGCCCCGUCGAGUGGCGCACGACAAAACGAAUUAUUAUUAUUUUCUUAAAAUUCAUUUUUUCUUUUUUUGGGAUAAAAAAAAAAAGAAACUUUCUGAGAAAAAUUUCUCUCUCAAGAUUCAAGAAAAAUAGGAAAAAACAAAAUAAAAAUUUAAAAAAAAAAAAAAAACUGCAGAGGCAACUCCGCCAGGCGCUUCGUGAUUUUCGUCGAUCCAAAUUCAGUUAGGGAGAGAGAGAGAGAGAGAGAGAGAGAGAGAGAGAAUGGAGGCGUUACAGAGCCGAGUGGAAUCGUGGAUCAGAGAGCAGAGAGCGAAGAUCUUGAAGGUGUCGUGGGGACCACUGCAGUGGAGGAUGAAGUGGCCGUGGAACAGCGACGACAGAGAGCAACGGAAGAAGCUUCAGCAGGAGUAUGAACGCCGCAAGAAGCAACUCCACGAUCUCUGCCUCGCCGUCAAGGCCGACUCUUUCUCCGACUUGCAGGACAUCCUCUGCUGCAUGGUCCUCUCCGAGUGCGUUUACAAGAAACCUGCUAGCGAAUUGGUUCGAGCGGUUAACAAAUUCAAGGCCGAUUUUGGAGGACAAAUUGUUUCUUUAGAGCGUGUCCAACCUUCUUCAGAUCAUGUUCCUCACAGGUAUUUGUUGGCAGAAGCAGGUGAUACUUUGUUUGCUUCCUUUAUUGGAACGAAACAGUACAAGGAUGUUGUCACUGAUGUCAAUAUAUUACAAGGUGCUAUAUUUCAUGAGGAUGUUGUGGAGGAUUCCGAUGAUUCCGAAACAAAUAAUAAGCCUAACCAAAGUGAAAAUCAAAAAGGAAACGUGGAAAAGUUGUGGAAUCCUCUUGAGUCAAAAUCUAAGCAACUAAAUGACAAGCCUAAACCUGCAGCUCACCGCGGUUUCUUGGGCCGUGCUAAAGGAAUACCGGCUUUGGAAUUGUACAGGCUGGCUCGAAAGAAGAACAGAAAGCUUGUGCUAUGUGGACAUUCACUAGGUGGAGCAGUAGCAGCCUUGGCUACACUUGCUAUUUUGAGGGUUAUUGCUGCUUCCUCUUCUCUAAAGGAGAAUGAAAAUAUCCAAGUCAAAUGCAUUACAUUUUCCCAGCCCCCUGUUGGCAAUGCUGCUUUGAGAGAUUAUGUUAAUAGAAAGGGGUGGCAGCAUUACUUUAAGAGUUAUUGCAUUCCAGAAGAUUUGGUACCCCGGAUCUUGUCCCCCGCAUAUUUUCAUCAUUACAAUGCACAGCCUCUACCAAUGCCUGCUGAAAUGGAAACUACUUCUAAUUCCACAUUGAAACGUGAGGAAGCAAUAGACAAAGUAAAAGAGAAUGAAGGAGAACGUUUAGUUUUAGGUCUAGGACCUGUACAAAGUUCUUUUUGGAGACUUUCAAAACUUGUUCCUUUGGAAAGUGUCAGAAGACAAUUGAACAAAUACAGUGGGAAAAAAGUUGAUUCUGUUGGUGUUGGAACAUAUUCUACAUCCGAUUCUGCAGCAACCAACUUAUGUGACGAUGAAGUAGUAGAAGCACAGUCACUUGAAAUCCAGGAAGGUUCUGACGGCAUAUCCCUUAAGCCUAUUUCUGACACUAACGAGGAGGCAGCAGAUAUAGCAAUAGCUGGAAAGCCUACUCAAAAAAUUGCCAGUAAAAAUGGAGAUGAUAGGAGAUGGCGUAGGGUGCCUUAUUUGCCUUCAUAUGUACCAUUUGGACAGCUUUAUCUCUUGGAGAAUUCAUAUGUAGAGUUACUAUCAGAUGCUGAGUACUCAAAAUUGACUUCGGUUAAAUCUCUAAUUGCGGAACUACGAGAACGAUUUCAAUCACACUCGAUGAAGUCAUACAGGUCUCGGUUCCAAAGGAUCUAUGAAUUGUGCAUGAGAGAUGAUUCCUCAUCUUUCUUAGGAAUAGAGCAGUUGCAACAGCUUCCACAUCUGCAGCAAUGGUUUGGGCUCGCUGUUGCAGGUACUGUAGAGCUAGGACAUAUAGUAGAAUCUCCAGUUAUUCAUACAGCUACUUCAAUUGCUCCCCUUGGUUGGAGUGGUAUACCUGGUGAGAAGAAUGGAGAACCAUUAAAGGUUGACAUCACUGGUUUUGGUUUGCACCUAUGUACCCUUAUUCAUGCUCAAGUGAAUGGUAACUGGUGUUCAACUAAGGUGGAGUCGUUCCCAUCGGCUCCAACUUAUGGAGUACAGCCAGAAAUACAAAAAAUGCGAGUCUUGGUUGGAGCUCCUUUGAGACGCCCACCUAAGCAUCAAAUGGUACCAGAUUCAUUUAUGGAUCUUUCAGAAACGUCUAAUCUUCACAGGGAGGAUAAUUUAGGAUUAUUUCACAAGGAAAAGUCCCUCCGUCCUGAAGGUUUGAGUGAAAUUUUUGUAUUCUGUACCAGUGAUUUUACUACUGUCUCGAAAGAGGUCCAUGUUCGUACUCGUAGGGUGCGGUUGCUUGGUCUUGAGGGUGCUGGUAAAACUUCUCUUUUUAAGGCAAUACUGGCGCAAGGUAGAAUGACCACUAUUAGUAAUAUUGAGACUCAGCUUCCAGAGAGUGAUGCUCAAGAAGGUAUUGCUGGGGGUUUAUGCUACUGUGACUCAACAGGAGUAAAUCUGCAGGAGUUGAAUAUGGAAGCCUCUCAUUUUAAAGAUGAAUUAUGGACAGGAGUUCGUGACAUCAAUCAAAAAAUGGACUUGAUUAUUCUUGUUCAUAACUUGUCCCAUCGAAUACCUCGCUACAAUUACAUAAAUGGAUCACUGCAGAAGCCUGCUCUUAUGCUUCUCUUGGAUGAGGCUAAAUCACUUGGAAUCCCUUGGAUCCUUGCCAUAACAAACAAAUUUGCUAUCAGUGCACAUCAGCAAAAAGCGGCAAUUGAUGCUGUUUUGCAGGCAUACCAAACAUCACCAAGUACCACAGGGGUGAUCAAUUCCUGUCCAUAUGUCAUGCCCAGUGCUGCUAGUGCUUCUUUGGCUUGGGGUGCUGCGGAUGGAGAUUCUAAUAGUAGGAUGGGUGUUCAAGGACUUAUUUUUGCUCCAAUUAAUCUUGUUCGAAGGCCAUUCCAGAAGAAGGAAACCAUUCUCCCAGUGGAGGGUGUCAAGUCUCUAUGUCAGCUUGUUAAUCGUGUGCUUAAGAGCCAUGAGGAGGCCUCCUUAGAGGAACUUUGUAGAGAAAGGCUUUUGGUGGAAUUGGCGCGAGAUCGUGGAAGGAGAACAGAUGGAGGUCAAGAUUCUCAAGCCAAGGCAACAUCUUUAACAGCUGCGGCGGUGGGUGCUUCGCUUGGGGCAGGUCUUGGUAUCGUUUUGGCUGUUGUCAUGGGCGCAGCAUCUGCUCUUAGGAAGCCCUGAUAUUUUACAUGGUGCUUCGCUUGGGGCAGGUCUUGGUAUCGUUUUGGCUGUUGUCAUGGGUGCAGCAUCUGCUCUUAGGAAGCCCUGAUAUUUUACAUGGUUGAUCACACAUCAAGUAUAAAAUAUAGGAAGUUAGAAAUUUGGUACAACAUUUUGUACAAUUCUCUCUUUUUAUUUAUUCGUUUUCCUCCUUUUUUUUUUUUUCAAAUUUAACUGGUCAAUUGUGUUUCCAUCAGCAGAUGAUUAAAAUCAUUUAUUUGUUCCAUUAAUGUAAAUUUAGUAGCAGCAAGCAAUAUAUAUAGGAAAAAUUAAAAAAAGAAAAGAAAAAGGUUUGGCUUUUUGGUGUCUUUCAUCAAUUCUAA
Messenger RNA from Ziziphus jujuba (common jujube), 3697 nucleotides. RefSeq lists its product as uncharacterized. The transcript is spliced from 14 exons. Gene Ontology annotation, biological process: lipid metabolic process. The coding region runs from base 279 to 3335 and encodes 1018 amino acids. The record is from RefSeq and is a predicted model, not a curated record. NCBI's taxonomy places the organism in Eukaryota, Viridiplantae, Streptophyta, Magnoliopsida, Rosales, Rhamnaceae.